AAGAACUGUACUUGUGGACUGGCGGAGCAACUGGAAGCCGAAAAAAUGUCCCAACCUCGCCGCAACGGUUGCGGGAAUUGUGCGCUUGGGGAUGCGUUCCGUUGCUCCACAUGUCCGUAUUUGGGAAUGCCUCCAUUUAAACCGGGUGAAAAGAUAAAGUUGGAAACGGUGGACGACUUCUGA
Molecule: messenger RNA, 183 nt
Organism: Angiostrongylus costaricensis
Lineage: Eukaryota; Metazoa; Nematoda; Chromadorea; Rhabditida; Metastrongylidae
Source: the annotation of a GenBank genome assembly